Messenger RNA from Pundamilia nyererei, 805 nucleotides. It is a transcript of the gene haus2, whose product is annotated as HAUS augmin like complex subunit 2. Gene Ontology annotation, cellular component: centrosome; HAUS complex; mitotic spindle microtubule. The transcript has 7 exons. The record is from RefSeq and is a predicted model, not a curated record. Gene Ontology annotation, biological process: microtubule nucleation; spindle assembly; centrosome cycle. Bases 125 to 736 code for a protein of 203 amino acids. NCBI's taxonomy places the organism in Eukaryota, Metazoa, Chordata, Actinopteri, Cichliformes, Cichlidae.
UCUCUGGAUCCUGAGGGGUCGCUGUUGCGGUCAGCAGCCGCCAAACGUUUUCGCUGAAGAAGAGAAACAGCAAAAACAAACGGUCGGGCGGGCAGCGGUGAGGUUCGGUUCUUCGGUUUUAACGAUGCAUCAGUGGGAUUUGUCUCCGUUCUCCGUGACUCCAGCUGCCAGCCUGCUUUCUAAGUGUGUCUCCGUGGGAGCACUGUCUCAGGAGGAAAUAGACUUCGCCUCCAAUGGUACAGGCCCCGUCUUUUCCUCUCAUCUGCAGGAGGCUGAAGACCAAAUCAGAAUGCAGAAGCAGCUGGAUGAGAUGCGGCUGCGGCUGGAGCUGCUGCAGGUCGACGAGCAAAGCGCCGAUGUCGCCCACAGCUUCCACCUCGCUCAGAGGUUCCAGAUGCUGCAGAUGCUCGGGGAUCAUAUGCAGGAACUGCUGAGAGAGCAGAACAGUCUGAGGCAGCGACUCAUGAAGCCGCUGGCUUGCACCAACCUGCCCGUGCACGCUCACCUGCACAGGUUCAUGGUGGAGUCCCUGAAGCUGAUGAUGGACUUCAUUGAGACUCUGGAGGAGAAGCUAAGCGCUGCCGACAGCAGGACCGCAGCCAGAGACCGUCUCGCUCUGCUGGACUCCUCGCUCGCCCAGCUGCUGAUCCAGGCCUCAGAGAUGGAGACUUUGUCCAGUCAGAUUCUUCAGUGGAAGUCAGUUGAUGGAUGCAGCCUGGUGACCUCUGACCCCUAACCUUCAUCAUGUGUUGCACUUUGAAUUUAUUCUAGUAAACGUUUGCAAUAAAAUCUUUCACAUUUUCCA